Molecule: messenger RNA, 738 nt
Organism: Arabidopsis thaliana (thale cress)
Lineage: Eukaryota; Viridiplantae; Streptophyta; Magnoliopsida; Brassicales; Brassicaceae
Product: F-box family protein-like protein
Exons: 2
Coding region: 1-738 (245 amino acids)
Source: RefSeq, marked reviewed
AUGUCGAAUCAACAAUCAUCACAUCUCAUUUCAUUACACAAAGAUGGUUUAUACCGUCUAAACCUCAACGAAACCACGUUGUUGAAGCUAGACUUGCCCUUUACAUUACCGGCCGAAACCGAACCUGUCUGUAUUCUUCAUUGUCGUGGAAUGAUGUGUCUGACCCUCAAAGAAAACAAUGACCUAGCGAUUUGGAAACCAGGUUCGGAGGAAUUCAAGAGAAUACCAAUGGUUAUACCGGGCCAAACCACAAAUCUAUUGGGAUUUGGUUAUGACCGGAUUUCUAAUGAUUACAAGAUUGUAACGAAAAUUGGUUUCAAAACCUAUAUCUAUGCUUUCAAAGAAAGCUGUUGGAGAGAAAGUGUACCAGAUACUUCUCUUCAUCGCAAAUUCAUAGACCGGACCGGUACGGUUGUGGAUAGCAGACAGGUCUCACACCAAAAACCCCCAAAAGGCAAGGAGAUCAUGCAUUGGAAUAUCGACCCGUGGAAGGAAAAUGUUAAAGCGUUCAACAUUUUAAAUGUUGGUUUAGCGUGCUUAGAUAGAAACGGAAAUUUUGAUGUUGGUUUUGCGUGCAUAGCAAGAAACGAAGAACUCUUCCUAGUGGUGAAAGGUAAUGGAAGAAGAGAAGACAAGGUUAUAGUGUAUAACGAGAGGCGAGAGGAGUUCACUGAAGUUCCAAUUGGUGGUUCUUUGAAAGGGUUUAGAUGUAUGAGUAUAUAUGACAAUCGUUUCUAG